Anopheles coluzzii is the source of this 4758-nucleotide messenger RNA. RefSeq lists its product as uncharacterized. Gene Ontology annotation, biological process: DNA integration. The transcript is spliced from 2 exons. The coding region runs from base 1 to 4683 and encodes 1560 amino acids. NCBI's taxonomy places the organism in Eukaryota, Metazoa, Arthropoda, Insecta, Diptera, Culicidae. The record is from RefSeq and is a predicted model, not a curated record. Gene Ontology annotation, molecular function: nucleic acid binding.
AUGACCGAAAUUGCGAGCCUAAGGCAAAAGUUGAAUUCCUUAUUCACGAAGCUGAAAAGAAAUGAAGUUUUCUUAGCAAACUUCCAGCCUGAACAACAUAAGCAUCUCGUGCCUGUCCGGCUCCAAACGAUUGAAGGCAUGGAAAAGGAAUUUGAAACGGCUCAUACGCAAUUGUGUUUGUUAGCGCCCAGUGAAGCUGAGAAGCUAGAGGAAGAGGAAUUAAUGGAUAAUUUUGAGGAGAGGUUUAUAGCUAUGAAAAGCGCAAUGCUAUCACACAUGCCUAAUCAAACAGCUCAAACCGUUAGCUCUGAGCUUGGCUCGAGCCACGUUCAAACCCCAAGCCACUCUCCCAUCCAAAACCACGCUAAAUUACCAGCCAUCUCUUUACCCGAAUUUAACGGUGAUAUAAUGCACUGGAUGGCAUUUCAUGAUACCUUUGAAGCAUUAGUUCACAACAAUGCAAGUGUUUUGGAUAUACAAAAAUUCCAUUAUUUGAGAGCUUCAUUAACUGGUGAGGCCGCUAGAUUGAUAGAGUCGAUCCCGUUGUGUGCAACAAAUUACUCCAUCGCUUGGCAGGAGCUCAAGGAGCGAUUUUCAAAUGAAUAUCUUCUGCAAAAGAUGCACUUUAAGCAAAUGUUCGGCAUCCCACAAUUGCGAAAAGAAACGUCAACUGACUUGCAUAGAUUGGUAGACGAAUUUAAUCGGCAUGUAAAAAUGAUUCAAAAGCUAGGAGAGCCAACCGACCAAUGGAGCUCAAUGUUAGAAUAUGUUUUGUGCUCCAAACUACCAGCGGAAACUCUUACACAUUGGGAAGACAAGGCAGCUAGCAUGAAAAAGCCAACAUAUGAGGCGUUAAUAGAAUUUCUACAAAGAAGAAUGAAGACAUUAGACUCCGUUUCUAUGAGUAAAUCUGCGGAUGUAAGCUCUACAUCUGUGCCUGCCGUAAGACCCUCUUCGCAUCUUUCGUACUAUUCGUACACCGCAAAUAAUACAAAACGAUGUCCUUGCUGUCGACUAGAUCAUUUAUUAUGGUACUGUAACCAAUUUAUGCGACUUCCGCAAUCUGAACGCCUUCAGAUAGUGCGAGCGAAGAAUCUCUGCAUUAAUUGUUUAAGAGUCGACCACAGCAUGAAAGAUUGUCCUUCGACCAAUCGGUGCAAACAUUGCAACCAGCAGCAUCAUUCUUUAUUGCACUCCUUUGAUUUUUUACGCCGGCAGCAAUCCCACGACCGAACACUACAUACCAGCCCUCCGGUAGCACCCAGCGCUUCAUUUAACAGCAGAGCAGCAUUGGAAAACGAAAACCGAGCAGCCCCAAUGGACCAACGAGAGGUAUUCUUACUCACUACAAUUGUCAUUGUUGUGGAUGCGUUUGGAAAUCAGCAUCCAGCAAGAGCAUUAUUAGAUAGCGCAUCACAACCUAACCUAAUAAGCAAAAGAUUGGCAAAAUUAAUAGGUCUACCUACUUCCAGAUUGGACAUUGACGUUAAAGGUGCUGGUUGUUCUACGACGAGGGUGCGGGAGUCCGUGUAUGCUGAAAUUCGAUCUCGCACCAGCCAAUUCUCUUGUGGAGUAAAUUUCCUGCUAAUGGAUGAAGUAGCUGCAAAACUUCCUUCCCACCACAUUAAUAUAAGUCGCUGGAACAUUCCGCCUGGACUAUCCCUUGCGGACCCUCAUUUUAAUCAGGCCGAAUCAAUAGAUAUGAUAAUCGGAGCAGAGCAUUUCUACACCUUUUUUCCAACUGCGGAGCGUAUUUAUCUGGCAGAUAAAUUACCAAUACUGAUCAACAGCGUGUUUGGGUGGCUCGUAGUCGGUCCUGCAAGCGAGGAGGUCGUUAAUCCUCACUCAAACCCAACACGAGUAGCAAUGGUUUCGUUGGAAGAAAAAAUAGAGCAAUUUUGGAAGGCAGAAGAGUUACAUGCAUGCGAACCAUAUUCAAUAGAAGAGAAGCAUUGCGAAGAGCUAUAUAGAUCGAAGACUGGAAGAAAUAGUGACGGACGAUACGUGGUGCAGAUGCCUAAACAUCCAGAGUUCUCGAUACGCUUGGGCGAGUCAAAAGGCCAGGCGUUGCGCCGAUUUUACGCAUUAGAAAAGCGCCUAUCCCGAAAUUCGCAAUUGAAAAAGGAGUAUCAUGCUUUCAUGCAGGAAUAUAUAGAUCUCGGACACAUGCAACCUGUUAAUGGAACUGUGUCAAGCUCCAUGAAAACAUAUUAUCUGCCUCAUCACCCAGUCAUAAAGGAGAGCAGUUCCACUACCAAAGUGAGGGUAGUUUUUGACGGCUCCGCGAAAACAUCUACAGGCUACUCACUCAACGAAGCACUAUGUGUGGGACCUAUUGUGCAAGAUGAGCUGUUGGACAUUAUUUUGCGGUUUCGCACCUAUUUUGUGGCCUUAGUCGGAGAUAUCGAAAAAAUGUACCGUCAAAUCCUUUUGCAUGAAGAUGAUCGCGCAUUAGUGAGAAUAUUGUUUCGAUUCUCAUCAACAUCACCAGUAAAAGAGUAUGAACUGAAUACUGUCACAUACGGUUUGGCUCCUUCAUCUUUCCUAGCUACUCGCACAUUACUUCAAUUAGUGCAGGACGAAGGAAGCAAUUACCCUCUUGCCAGUCGUGCUAUUCGCAAUUUCUACGUAGAUGACUUCAUUGGCGGAGCAUCAUCUGUUGAGGAAGCUAUACAGCUCCGAUCUGAGCUAACUGGAAUGAUGCUAAAGGGCGGCUUUCCAUUACGAAAGUGGACCUCAAAUCGUUUGGAGGUUUUGCAAGAGCUCGAUGCUUCUCAAAUCGGAACCAAAUCAUCUCUGCAGUUUGAUACCGACGAAACUAUCAAAGCCCUAGGUGUCUGCUGGGAACCUGAGCGCGAUAAUUUAUGCUUUGCAUCAAGCAUCAAGCCACUACAGUUACCCUCUACUAAACGGAGCAUUUGUUCGGAGAUAGCUCGAUUAUUUGACCCGUUGGGUCUUAUCGCUCCUGUCGUAGUGCGAGCAAAAAUAAUGAUGCAGCAGCUUUGGGCGCUAUCGAUUGGCUGGGAUGAGACUGUACCAGAGUCAUUUGGGCUGAAAUGGAAAGAUUUUUAUGAGAAGUUGGAGAUUUUGGCUUGCUAUAGAAUCGAACGAUACUGUUUCGCCUUACGAUCGAAUGUGCAGCUGCACAUAUUUACUGAUGCUUCAGAGGCGGCAUAUGGCUCAUGCGUUUAUGCAAGGUGCGAGGAUGCCGAGGGGAAUAUUAAAAUAUCUUUGCUUGCGUCGAAAUCUAGAGUAGCUCCAUUGAAGCGUAUAAGCCUGCCUCGAUUAGAACUCUGCGGUGCCGUAUUAGGGGCUCAUCUUUACGAGCACAUUGCCAAAGCCAUUCAGCUUACUGUGCAGUCGGUACAUUUCUGGUCCGAUUCCAGUAUUACGCUACAUUGGAUCAAAGCGGCUCCAAAUACCUGGAAAACAUACGUGGCAAAUAGAGUAGCAAACAUUCAACAAUGUACGAAGGGCCACACGUGGAGGCAUGUACCUGGACAGCAGAACCCGGAUGAUCUCGUUUCGCGAGGCAUGACGGCACCCGAUUUUAUAAAAAGCACCAUUUGGCUCUCUGGGCCAGCUUGGCUGGCGCUACCCUCUACUGAAUGGCCUACAUCUGAACCUCUACUACCGACCGGCAUCGAAAAGGAAACGCGUUUGCUAGUUGCUGUUGCCAGCGCAUCGCCUGCAGUUAACCCUUGGUUCAAAAGGUGGUCAUCAUACUCCCAAUUACUGCACAUUAUUGCAUACUGCAAGCGAUUUAUAAAAAAUCUAAGGCUUAAGGCGAGAACGAAGCCUUCUUGUGACCCGGUAUCCAUCGUACUGACACCAGAGCAGAAUGAGGAGGCAAAGGCAUUUCUGGUCAAGACUGCUCAAGACGAUGCCUUCCGAAACGAAAUUUCAGCCCUUCGGAACGGCCAACCUAUAAAGAAAAACUCAUCGAUUAGAAAUCUCAACCCGUUUUUGGACAACCAAGGUGUGCUUAGAGUCGGAGGAAGGUUAAACUUAGCUGAUUUGCCGUUCCAGUCAAAGGAUCCUGCUCUCCUUCCAAAGGGGCAUCCGUUUACACGCAACAUAGUGGUUCACUAUCACUGGAAACUACUUCACGCUGGAGGGCGAAAUCUCAUCAGCAACAUAAGAGAGGAGUUUUGGCCUUUGGAUGCUCGACGAUUAGUUAGAAGCAUAACGCGGGAAUGUUUCCGGUGUUUUCGGUCGGAUCCUUUUAUCGCAUGCCAGCGAAUUGGACAGCUACCCGCAUCCAGAGUGACACCUAGCCGACCUUUCAGCAACGUGGGAAUCGACUACGCCAGCCCAUUUUAUUUAAAACCGGUACACAGAAGAGCGGCCGCCUGCAAGGCUUAUCUCUGCCUUUUUGUGUGUUUCGCUACAAAGGCGGUACAUCUCGAGCUGGUAUGUGACUUGUCUACAUCAGCCUUUUUAGCAGCGCUACGAAGAUUCAUUGCUCGCCGUGGUAAGCCGUGUCACAUUCACUCGGAUAACGGAAAAAACUUCGAAGGAGCUAGUAACGAAAUAACAGAAUUGGCAUCGCUCAUCGCUAGAAAGGAAGAAGAACAGCAAGUGAAUGAGUUCUGCACGUCCCAAGGGAUAUCAUGGCACUUUAAUCCCCCAAGGGCUCCUCAUUUCGGCGGACUGUGGGAAUCUGCGGUGAAGCGGUCAUGAAUUCGCGACCGUUGCUUCCUCUUUCAGAAAAUCCUGAUGAACUGGCGGCGCUAACUCCGGGCCACUUUCUGAUCG